AUGGAGAAAAAAGAGCACGAGCCGCGGAAGCUCUUCAUCGGCGGGAUCCCGCGUUUGGGGCUCACUGCGGACAUGGUCAGGGCCCACUUCGCCCGCUACGGGCACGUGGUGGAAGCGCUGGUCAUGGCGUACCCGGACGGCUUCGGCCGCGGUGUCGGCUUCGUCGAGUUCGAGGACGAUGAGGCGGUCCUCAGGGCGCUGGACUCCAAGGAGAGCGACAGGCACGACGCCUUUUUCAGCUGCAAGGUCGAUGUGAAGAGGGCAGAAAAGAAACAAGAAACAAGAUCUGCACAGACUAGCACUACCUCAAGUUCAAAUGCUGAUUUGAAGGUCUUUGUGGGAGGGUUUGGGGAUAAUGUCACCAAAGACCAUCUCAUAGAUUAUUUUGAGAGAGACACAAGAAAGCCAAGGGGUUUUGGCUUUGUCACAUUUGAUUCCAAGGAAGCUACAGUCAAGGUUUUAAAGGAUAGGUUUCAUUAUUUGAACGGGAUAAAAGUGGAAACUAAAAAUGCUGAACCAAGGGAUCGGCGCAGGUAUCAAAAUGGACACCAUUAUUAUUAUGAUUCAAUGGACAUGGUCAAGGGCGGAAUGUACUCUCCGCACAGUAGGUAUUAUGAUUCAAUGGACAUGGCCAACGGUGGAAUGUACUCUCUGCACAGUUUACCCUAUGUCCCUUACUACAAUGGUCCUUAUUUGGCUUAUCCAUACCCAUAUCCCUAUCAUUACACACCUUCUGGAAUCAUAGACUAUGGCUACAUGGGGAACCAAAUGGACAACUCAUACGAUAGCAGAUUGAGUCACGUCGAGGGAAGUCAGCAGAAAAUUGGCAUACCGGCUUCCACUGGCAUGAAACCAGACCUUGUGAAGUCAGAUUCCAACAACUUACUGUUAGGUUCAUCUCUUCCAAUUAGUCCUCAAGAUUUUACUUUUUCAAAUAGUAUUAUUGUUUCAUGUUUGUCUUCCAUGAUCAAUUUGUGA
Messenger RNA from Miscanthus lutarioriparius, 978 nucleotides. The record is from the annotation of a GenBank genome assembly. Lineage: Eukaryota; Viridiplantae; Streptophyta; Magnoliopsida; Poales; Poaceae.